This is a messenger RNA of Sphaeramia orbicularis (orbiculate cardinalfish), 2156 nucleotides long. It is a transcript of the gene suclg2, whose product is annotated as succinate-CoA ligase GDP-forming subunit beta. Gene Ontology annotation, biological process: tricarboxylic acid cycle; succinyl-CoA metabolic process. The record is from RefSeq and is a predicted model, not a curated record. Bases 9 to 1304 code for a protein of 431 amino acids. Gene Ontology annotation, cellular component: mitochondrion; succinate-CoA ligase complex. The transcript has 11 exons. Gene Ontology annotation, molecular function: metal ion binding; ATP binding; succinate-CoA ligase (GDP-forming) activity. NCBI's taxonomy places the organism in Eukaryota, Metazoa, Chordata, Actinopteri, Kurtiformes, Apogonidae.
GUGUCAACAUGGCGGCAUCCAUGGCAUCACAAGCUGCAGCAAGAGGACUGAGGACAGCAACCUCAAAGAACAUCCUUCUCGACAAACUAAAGUGCACCUGGUUGAGUCCCAGGAGAUGGCUGAAUCUGCAAGAGUACCAGAGCAAGAAGCUGAUGCAAGAGAGUGGCGUGGCCGUCCAACGCUUUUAUGUGGCCGACACAGCUUCUGAGGCCCUGGAAGCUGCAAAGAGGCUCAAUGCCAAGGAGAUCGUACUGAAAGCUCAGAUUCUGGCUGGUGGUAGGGGCAAGGGGGUUUUCGACAGCGGCCUUAAAGGUGGAGUGCACUUAACUAAAGAUCCUGCUGUAGUUGGUGAGUUGGCUAAUAAGAUGCUGGGUUUCAAUCUGACUACAAAGCAGACACCUAAAGAUGGAGUGAAAGUAAAGACGGUGAUGGUUGCUGAGGCUCUGGACAUUAGCAGGGAGACCUACUUUGCCAUCCUGAUGGACCGUUCAUGCAAUGGCCCUGUGAUGGUGGGCAGCCCCCAGGGAGGCAUGGAUAUUGAGGAGGUGGCUGCCAGCACCCCAGAACUCAUCUUCAAGGAAGUCAUAGAUAUAUUUGAAGGUGUUCAAGACGACCAGGCGCUUCGCAUGGCAACUAAUUUGGGUUUCAAAGGACCACUGCAGAAACAGGCAGCAGAUCAGAUUAAGAGGCUCUAUGAUCUGUUCCUGAAAGUCGACGCCACUCAAGUCGAAGUCAAUCCUCUCGGAGAGACUCCCGAAGGACAAGUGGUUUGCUUUGAUGCAAAGAUCAACUUCGAUGACAACGCUGAGUUCCGUCAGAAGGCAGUGUUCGCUAUGGACGACAUGACUGAAAGCGACCCCACGGAGAUGCAGGCAGCCAAGUGGGACCUCAAAUAUAUUGGACUGGACGGAAACAUCGCCUGCUUCGUGAAUGGCGCUGGCUUGGCCAUGGCCACAUGUGACAUCAUUGACCUGCAUGGAGGAAAGCCAGCCAACUUUCUAGACCUGGGUGGAGGAGUCCAAGAGAGACAAGUGUACGAGGCCUUUAAGCUGCUCACUGCAGACCCUAAGGUUGAAGCCAUCCUGGUCAACAUCUUCGGAGGAAUCGUAAACUGCGCCAUCAUCGCCAAUGGCAUCACCAAGGCCUGUCGAGAGCUGGAGCUGAAGGUGCCUCUAGUGGUCAGGCUCGAAGGGACCAACGUCCAUGAAGCUAAGAGGAUUCUGACUGAGAGCGGCCUGCCCAUCACGGCCGCGGACAACCUGGAUGACGCCGCCAAGAAAGCCGUAGCCGCCAUCAAAAAGUAGAACCCUCUCCGUCUCACCGCAUUCUCUCUGUCCAUCACGAAUAUUCAUAUCUGCCUCAGAUCACAGUGCGCCUUUUCUCAUCUCCGCUCAGACUUCGGGCCUUUGCUUCAAACUCCUGAACGUGUUCCAACACAAGCUACAAAUCAACACUUUGAUGCUGGUUGAAAAUUCCUAGAUCUGAUGGUUGAGAUGGUGUAUCAUCUCAAGGCUUUCCACAGCUCACUUUUUUCUCUGCGGUAUAAACGAGCUGUUCCUUUUAUAAGACAUAAAUCAAUUAUUAAUUUUCCACAUAACAUUACGAGAGUGACCUCCGUUAGAGAUUAAACGGAGGUCUUACACUUUGUGCAUUCCACUCGAGACAAAACGUGGAUUUCCUUCUUAAUAUCAUGGUAUUUUUAUGGGGGUAUUAUUUGAUAUAAAUGAAGCAUUUUCCAUCUACACAUUCUUUUAACAGCUGUGUCAUGAGGAGGUAUUCUGAUGAAGUUUUGAAAGGCAGCAUAUCAGUCAGUAACUUGAUCCAAAUCCAUCCAAUGCCUUAUCUGUGUCUCCAUUAAGGUGCACAAAAUAUCUGCAUUUAGCCACUGUGCAUUUUGUACAUCAUGUCUUAUUUGUACUUAUUCUAAGCCACUUGGAUCUGUGGCUUCUACAUGAAGGCUACAUGGGUUUGGGAACUUAUCUGGUCAAUUCCUUCAGCCGCAGCAAUAGUUUCAUACAGAGCUUAAAAGAAGAAGAAAACCUUGUAAUUGUUUCUUUUAUAAUGAAUGUAUACUGACAGGAUGUCAUGAAUACAGUGUGAAAACUGUGUAUAUAAUUUGAAAAAUUAAAAAAAAAACAAAUAUUUCCAAGGUAUUU